GCCCUGCCUUUGAUAACCAAUAGUGGCUUCAUUACAGUUGUUAGUUGUCUUUUUCGAUUUCUUCUCAAAUCACCAUGGACAAAGCUGCACUGAGACUAACUUUUUUUGGCUUUCUGUUCACUUGUGUCAACUUGGCUGCCAAAAAGAAACAAGACAUAGAUAUUUACAGCUUCCACAUUAACUCUACGAUCACCAGCCGCUACGCUACCACGGUCAUCACAAGCCGUGUGGCAAACCUGUUAACUCAAUCUCAAGAGGUCCAUUUUGAGGUCAAGAUACCCAAGAAUGCAUUCAUCAGCCGGUUUAGAAUGACCAUAGAUGGGAACACAUAUGAUGGAGUUGUGAAGGAAAAAGAGGAAGCUCAGCGGGAAUACAGUGAAGCAGUAUCUCGAGGAGAAAGUGCUGGACUGGUCAGUGCUGUUGGAAGGACUUUUGAAGACUUUAAAACAUCAGUGACAGUAGCUGCUCUUAGUAAAGUGACCUUUGAGUUGACCUACGAAGAACUGCUAAAGCGUCGCCUUGGCAAAUAUGAGUUACUCAUCAAUGCCCAACCGAUGCAGCCGGUGGCAGAUUUCAAGAUUGACGUACAUAUCCAUGAGAAUCCAGGAAUUUCUUUCUUGGAGGUCAAAGGUGGUCUGAACACUAAGGAUCUGGCUAAUGCUGUCACAACCUUCAGAGCAGACAAAGAUGCAUGGGUGAAGUUCUACCCCACUCGUGACCAGCAAACAAAGUGUGAUGAUUGUAGUAAAAAUGGUCUGAAUGGCAACCUGAUCAUUAUGUAUGAUGUUGAGAGACUAAAACAAAGUGGAGAUCUGAAGGCAUCAGAAGGCUACUUUGUCCACUACUUUGCACCUACAGAUAUUCAGCGCAUUCCCAAAAAUGUGGUGUUUAUCAUUGACAAGAGUGGCUCUAUGUCAGGCAAAAAAAUAGAGCAGACUCGUUUGGCCAUGCUGAGGAUUUUAAGUGACCUUGCAGAGGAUGACCACUUCGGAUUGAUUACAUUCAAUGGUUACAUUCAAACUUGGAAACCUGAACUUCUCAAAGCUACUGAAGGAGAUGUGGAAGAAGCAAAGACAUUUGUGAAGAGGAUUACGAGUGAAGGAUCCACAGACAUAAAUGCUGCAGUGCUAAAAGCUGUGGACAUGAUCAACAAACACCAUCAAGAGGGAUCUGCAUCCAUCCUGAUCCUGCUGACUGAUGGAAAUCCCACUACAGGUGAGACCGACCUAGUGAAGAUUCAGAAAAAUGUGAAAAAGGCCAUUGAUGGAAAAUUUCCUUUAUACUGUUUGGGUUUUGGGUUUGAUGUUAGCUUUGAGUUCCUGGAGAAGUUGUCAUUGGAAAAUAACGGUGUUGCUCGCAGGAUCUAUGAGGAAUCUGAUGCUGAUCAACAACUGCAGGGCUUCUACGAGGAAGUGGCCACUCCACUCUUGACUGAUGUCCACCUUAACUACCAAGGAGUUGCCAAUUUAACCCAAACCAUUUUCAGCCAGUACUACAAUGGUUCUGAGAUUGUGGUGGCUGGUCAGAUCACUGAUAACAGUUUGGAAAGUUUCACCACUGAAGUCAUUGCAUUAUCGAAAAGCAACAAGGUGGUAUAUCAUAACAACGUACCUACAGACGAACUAAACAGUGACAGACCUGAAAAUGAGAACUUAAUUAAACGAUUAUGGGCCUUCCUUACAGUAAAGCAGCUACUGGAGAAAGAAGUGACUCUACAAGGCCUGGAAAAAGACAAUGCAAAGAAAGAAGCCCUUGAUCUUUCUCUGAAGUACAAAUUUGUCACACCGCUUACAUCAAUGGUGGUCACCAAACCCCAGGAUGAGGAAAUGCAGGUUGCCCACAAACCAAAGGAGGGAGAGGAGCGACAAACAAGAAGGGCAUCGAGACGGAAGUCCAGGCCCAAAUACGGUUCUUCAUUAAGUUACAGACCUUUUGGUCCUUCAGGUGGUCCUUCAGCUUCUUUUUUAGAUGACAGUAGUGUAAGGCUUCUAAAAGAGAACAGGAACCCAAUAAGAAAAGAAAAAGUCCUAAAAUUCAUCUCUUCUUCAAGUUUGACUGUCUUCAAAGAUAAUGUCAGGGCACGAUUACCAAGAACAACUCAGAAACCUGUGACAACCUCUCCUCCAUUGAAGAGCAUUAGGAUUUUGAAAUCUUCUGGUAAUGCUAAGCCACUUUGUUACGAUGUUCCUCUUGCUCAGAAAGUCAGACUCCUACAAAAUGACGUAUCAGAAUUUUCUAUGAACGGGCAGCUUGAUUCAGAGAACGGCUUCAGUCAGAUUGCAUUUCAUUACAAAACGGAUCACCAUCUGUUGCUCAGCACUAGUGAGAUUUCCUACUUUGAUGGACAGGACACUGUGAAGUUUUCAUGGGAUCAAGGCCUCACCCACCAUGAGACAGAACACGUGUCUCUGAUUCUGCGGAGUAAUGAAAUGGAUGUUACCAUGGGAAACAUACGUGUUGUCAUUCUUCUUCAUAAGAAGGAUGAAGUUUUUCUGUGGCCUGCCGUUUGGCAACAGCCAAAAGAUGCUGGUUUCACAGGAAUUUUAGGAGAAGCUGAUAUUUCAUAUGAGGAGAUCCCAGGAUCACAAACACCAACUUUAAAGUUAAAAGACAAGGAAGUGAAGACAUCUUGGGUGAUGGUGAGGGACUACAGAUUUUCUUUUGCUCCUGUCAUUGGAUGUUGGCUCGUACCAUUCCAGGUUAUUGCGCAGCAGGAGCUCUCUGACUUCACUGUUACUCAAUUGUAGAGUUCAGACAAAUUUACUUUGCCAUCAUUUCCCUCUGCUUUAGGGUGCAGGAAUUACUCACUUCAUUAAUUUUCUCUAUUUGUUGCUCUGUCUUUGAAUGUUUAUGAAUAUGCUUUUCUUUUCCCACACAUAUGCACUUUAGCUGCUUUAGCUGGCAAACCAUAUGAUGAAAUAGCAAUUAAAAUUGCUCAGCAACAAUUGUAUGCAUACAUUUGUAUGCAUACAAUUGUAUGCAUACAUACAUACAUAUGCAAACCCUUUGAUUGGUGCCUUUCUAAGUAUUGCUCAUGAUUAUUUCUGUGAAGUAACUACUUUUUGUGGUCAUGUCUGGUAAUAAAAUAAAAACACAUUAAUAAACUUCUA
Megalobrama amblycephala (Wuchang bream) is the source of this 3110-nucleotide messenger RNA. Its product is annotated as inter-alpha-trypsin inhibitor heavy chain H3-like. The transcript is spliced from 23 exons. The record is from RefSeq and is a predicted model, not a curated record. Lineage: Eukaryota; Metazoa; Chordata; Actinopteri; Cypriniformes; Xenocyprididae. Bases 75 to 2747 code for a protein of 890 amino acids.